GCUGCCUCCGUGUAACCCGGGGCUCCGAGCUGAGCAGCUGCUGCUCCCCGGGGUCCGUGCGGGGGGAGCCCGGCAUUAACCCCUCCAUGCCCGGCCGGGGGGGGGCUUUCUCCAGCUGGGACCCGCCCCCUGGGCAGCCCCGGGCCGGAGCCCCCCGGCCUUCCAUUCUCCUGUUCAAGAGGCAUCCCCCAGUGCUCCCUCUGCCUAUGUGACUGGCCAGCAGGGGGUGGUGAUAACUUUCUAUCCACUUCUCAGACACUGUGAGCAUUCUGGACUCGUUCUUUCUGAAAUCUGGUUUCAUUGAGACGAAGGUUAAUCAAGAGUCACUGCGUGGAAAGAGGAGGAGUGACUCCAGAUGGACAGUAAGGCUGCAGAAUGAUGUCCAUGUUUCGCUCCAGUUCAUCCCAGCCUCCCAUGGGACAGGGGAGAGAAAUGGCUGCAGAGGAGUCAGUCCAGGGGCCGGUAACCUUCGAGGAGGUGGCUGUGUAUUUCACCAGGGAAGAAUGGGCUCUGCUGGACCCCACUCAGAGAGCCCUCUACUGGGAUGUCAUGCAGGAGAACUAUGAGAACGUGACCUUGCUGGGGUUUCUGGUUUCCAAAUCUGAUGUGAUCUCCCAGCUGGAACAAGGGGAAGAGCCAUGGGUUCCAGACCUCCAGGGUUCAGAGGAAAGAGAGAUCCUGAGAGCUCCCUGCACAGAUGAGGAAACAUUAAACCAACUCAGAAUCUCAGGUGAUGCAAUGGUAUAUGAGAAAGAGGAGCAGAAUUCUCAGCAGGAAAAUGUUGAGCAAGUGGAUAAACACAGAGCAUUGUCUCAAAGAUCAAAAAGGAAUGUGUCCAGGAGUUAUGAGAAGGCAAAAUCCUGUGAGAUACAGCACAGACCAGAAAGAGAGCAAGGACACCAGCCAGGGGAGAAAAUGGGUAAAUUUAUUUCCUGUUGGGGAACUCAGAAGAGUGUCAAGGAAACCACAACACAGCAGGAAAUCCUCAUGGGAAAGAGGAAAAAUACAUGCAGCGAGUGUGGAAAAUGCUUCACUCAAAGAUCAUCCCUUUCUGUACAUCAGGGAAUCCACACAGGGGAGAGGCCCUAUGAAUGCCGUGAGUGUGGGAAAAACUUCACUGAAAGAUCAGGCCUUUCUAAACAUCAGAGAAUCCACACAGGGGAGAGGCCCUAUGAAUGCUGUGAGUGUGGGAAAAGCUUCACUCACAGCUCAGCCCUUUCUAAACAUCAGAGAAUCCACACAGGGGAGAAGCCCUUUGAAUGCCGUGAGUGUGGGAAAACCUUCACUCAAAGAUCAGCCCUUUCUAACCAUCAGAGAAUCCACACAGGGGAGAAGCCCUAUGAAUGCCGUGAGUGUGGGAAAAACUUCAUUAGCAGCUCAGCCCUUUCUAGCCAUCAGAGAAUGCACACAGGGGAGAAGCCCUAUGAAUGCCGUGAGUGUGGGAAAACCUUCACUGAAAGAUCAGGCCUUUCUAAACAUCAGAGAAUCCACACAGGGGAGAAGCCCUAUGAAUGCCGUGAGUGUGGGAAAAACUUCACUCAAAGAUCAGGCCUUUCUAACCAUCAGAGAAUCCACACAGGGGAGAGGCCCUACGAAUGCCGUGAGUGUGGGAAAAACUUCAUUAGCAGCUCAGCCCUUUCUAGCCAUCAGAGAAUGCACACAGGGGAGAAGCCCUAUGAAUGCCGUGAGUGUGGGAAAACCUUCACUGAAAGAUCAGGCCUUUCUAAACAUCAGAGAAUCCACACAGGGGAGAGGCCCUACGAAUGCCAUGAGUGUGGGAAAAACUUCAUUACCAGCUCAGCCCUUUCUGCACAUCAGAGAAUCCACACAGGGGAGAGGCCCUAUGAAUGCUGUGAGUGUGGGAAAAGCUUCACUCACAGCUCAGCCCUUUCUAAACAUCAGAGAAUCCACACAGGGGAGAAGCCCUUUGAAUGCCGUGAGUGUGGGAAAACCUUCACUCAAAGAUCAGCCCUUUCUAACCAUCAGAGAAUCCACACAGGGGAGAAGCCCUAUGAAUGCCGUGAGUGUGGGAAAAACUUCAUUAGCAGCUCAGCCCUUUCUAGCCAUCAGAGAAUGCACACAGGGGAGAAGCCCUAUGAAUGCCGUGAGUGUGGGAAAACCUUCACUCAAAGAUCAGGCCUUUCUAAACAUCAGAGAAUCCACACAGGGGAGAGGCCCUACGAAUGCCAUGAGUGUGGGAAAACCUUCAUUACCAGCUCAGCCCUUUCUGCACAUCAGAGAAUCCACACAGGGGAGAGGCCCUAUGAAUGCUGUGAGUGUGGGAAAAGCUUCAUUCACAGCUCAGCCCUUUCUAAACAUCAGAGAAUCCACACAGGGGAGAGGCCCUAUGGAUGCCGUGGGUGUGGGAAAAGCUUCACUCACAGCUCUCACCUUACUGGGCAUCAGAGAAUCCACACAGGAGAGAGGCCCUAUGUAUGCAGUGAAUGUGGGAAAACCUUCAAUCACAGCUCACACCUUAUUGGGCAUCGGAGAAUGCACACAGGGGAGAAGCCCUAUGAAUGCCGUGAGUGUGGGAAAACCUUCACUCAAAGAUCAGGCCUUUCUAAACAUCAGAGAAUCCACACAGGGGAGAGGCCCUACAAAUGCCAUGAGUGUGGGAAAAACUUCAUUACCAGCUCAGCCCUUUCUUACCAUCAGAGAAUCCACACAGGGGAGAAGCCCUAUGAAUGCAGUGAGUGUGGGAAAACCUUCAUUAGCAGCUCAGGCCUUUCUAAACAUCAGAGAAUCCACACAGGGGAGAGGCCUGAGGAACCACCUGAUCAGCAUCUUGUACAGCAGACAGGAGAAGAUCAAGAAUGAGCUCUCAAAACUGGAGACUCUCACACAAAUCCAACCUUCCACACAAACUUCCACAUGGCUGGACUUGACAAAAAUGAGACAAGCCAUUUACAA
Messenger RNA from Malaclemys terrapin pileata, 2913 nucleotides. Its product is annotated as zinc finger protein 420-like. Gene Ontology annotation, biological process: regulation of transcription by RNA polymerase II. Gene Ontology annotation, molecular function: RNA polymerase II cis-regulatory region sequence-specific DNA binding; DNA-binding transcription factor activity, RNA polymerase II-specific. The transcript is spliced from 7 exons. The coding region runs from base 376 to 2820 and encodes 814 amino acids. Gene Ontology annotation, cellular component: transcription regulator complex; PcG protein complex. The record is from RefSeq and is a predicted model, not a curated record. NCBI's taxonomy places the organism in Eukaryota, Metazoa, Chordata, Testudines, Emydidae.